AUGUCAAUAUCUAACCUCUACAGCCCGAAAAAGUUGGUCACCUGUUCAAUUGCUGCUAUCGCUCUAGCUGGAUCAUCAACAUUCGCAUACUCCAUCAAUCGGCGUCAAGCCCAACGAUGCGCAUCUGGUACAGUGCACCUUGAUGGCUGGGUGUUUACCAGGUCUUGUGGUAAUGAUGCGGUACAACCAACGUUUAUGAUUGAUGUUCCUAUUGGAGAUACUUGCUUCACAGUGCCUGCAGCACCGCCAUUGGAGAUCCCCUUCUACACGACUGUUGUAUAUACCGGGACUGGAUAUGAUGUCAUUAUCUUUCUAGACGAAGGCUGCGUUACACCCUUUGUCUUUUUACCUGAGAACUACCGAUUGGGUGAUUGUGUAAUAGUUCCAUCUUCAAUAGACGAUAUUUAUAUCGUUGGAAGCUGUUCUGAAGGUGCCGGAGAAGCAGAUCAAAUAGACGACGGUAUCGGUAGUGACGCCCAGCCAAUUCUAAACAAACCUAUGGUGAUGGCGAGCGAAGAGGCUAUGGCGAGUGAAGAAGUUAUGGCGAGUGGAGAGGUUGCGGCGAGUGAAGAGGCUACGGCGAAUGAUGAGGUUACGGCGGGUGAAGAGGCUAUGAUAAGUGAAGAGGUUACGGUGAGUGAAGAGGUCACGGCAAGUGCAGAGGUUAUGGCGAGUGAAGAGGUUAUAGGCAAGUGA
This is a messenger RNA of Sphaeroforma arctica JP610, 696 nucleotides long. RefSeq lists its product as hypothetical. NCBI's taxonomy places the organism in Eukaryota, Ichthyosporea, Ichthyophonida. The transcript is spliced from 2 exons. The record is from RefSeq and is a predicted model, not a curated record. The coding region runs from base 1 to 696 and encodes 231 amino acids.